Messenger RNA from Betta splendens (Siamese fighting fish), 969 nucleotides. RefSeq lists its product as uncharacterized. Lineage: Eukaryota; Metazoa; Chordata; Actinopteri; Anabantiformes; Osphronemidae. The record is from RefSeq and is a predicted model, not a curated record. The transcript has 3 exons. The coding region runs from base 154 to 552 and encodes 132 amino acids.
UUGCUGUCUUUGCAGCAUAGAUGGAGAUUACAGAGAUAAGACCUUAAUGCCCUCAGAUGCCUAAACCCACCUCGGCCCCUGCUGCCUCCUCUGUCCGCGCUUCCUCCCAGCUAAUCCACUCUCUAGGCUCUGGGGGACCGUGAACCAUCAGCCAUGAAGACUGCUCUUGCUCUGCUGCUCUUCAUCUCUCUGGCCUGGCACAGCGCUCUCUCCUGCUCUGUCUGUGAAGGCCACUCUCUGAAAUGCAACACGUGCAUGGCGUCAAAUGAGGACGACUGCAACCGUCAGGGAACCACGUCCUGCCCUCAGUUCGCAGACGCCUGCUCCACCAUCACGGGGCCCAACACCGUCAUAAAGUCCUGCACCUACAAGGCCUUCUGCGACAAGGCCCACGGCGGCAGCUCCGGCGCCAAGAUGGAGUGCUGCUUCGGCGACGCCUGCAACGGGCCCCGCAGGAGCCACAGCCACGGCGACAAGCACCGCAACGGCGGCGCCGCCCUGACCUCCAGCCUCGUCCUGCUGGUCCUGAGCCUGACCCUGGGUCAGCUGUGAACACGCCCCCCCCCCCAUCUCCACGGACUCGUCACCGCCUCCCCGCGGCUUCCGUCGCCACCCUUUGAAAUCCCAACUUAAGAAAUGUCAGGUCAUAAACUCCACCCUCAUUGAGCCUUAGUGUCUCAGGUGGAGCCGAGACGUUUGUUCAGAGUGAAACACACCUACUCUCAGCUCUGGCCCGGCUGGUGGGACUCCAGUGCGGUUUGGUAGGUGCCUCAGUGGGUAGCUAGUGCACAGCGCGCUUGACACCGUAGAACCGCAAUGCUUACCGGUGCUGUUGCCAUGGCAACCUGGAGCGAACCUGACGACUUGCUUUAAAUGUUUCAACUGCAACGAUGCCUCUAGCGGCCCGACUGUUUAUUUGUGUGCAUGCAAACUGGUCCGAAUAAAGAUCAACUCGCACCGCUGCCUGUG